AUGGGCAACAUCACUUCCAGACAAGCCACCAACCUCAUCGACAGCUUCGUCCUCCGCCUCGCCCGCAUCAUCGACUCUACGCUUCGGCGUCUCAACCGCAGCCUCUCCACGUUCUCGAGCUUCUUCUUCUCCAAGCUCUUCGGGUACGAUGUGGUGAUCGUCGACGAUGCGUGUGCGAACUCUGUCGAGCUGACACGCAAGGAUUCGCUCGUGUGCGGGCCGGGCAACGUGUGCAUCGUUCCAGCGAGCAGGAUCCAGCACAGGCAACUCGAAAAGAAGAGGAGGAGCGAGAGGAGGAGGAGGGCCGAGGCGGCAGCGUUGGGCGAGAAGAUGUUGAGGAAGCACGGGUACAGCGUGGUGGAUAGCGUGCCGAGCAGUCCGACGAGUGACAGGGAGAAGGUCAGGGUGAGCUUGGGAGAGGUGGCGAGGGCGCCGGCGGCGAGGAGCGAGAAGGAGAGGGAGACGGUGGGUGAGAGGGAGAGGGGCAAGUUGUGGGUUAUGGGCAAUGUUGCUGCGAGUAGUCGGAGCAGUGAUGCCAAGAAAAGUCCGACCAUCCCGAACUCUCCAACGGGGAUAGACGAGAUGGUGUUGCAGAGAGUCCAAGAUCAACGCUCCAACAUCGCUUCCAACUCGACAGUCAUCAAGCGACGUAUUCAACCGAGGAAAUCAUCUCGUCCACCACUACCACCACCGCCAUCGCAGCACCACCUGCCUUCCGCUGAAAUCGAUCCCAAAUCCGCUCCUACAAGCAUCGCAUCUGUAGCAGAGACCGACGAAUCGCCAUCCGGAGGUCGUGCUAGCAAGCCUUCUGCUGCGCUUCCACCAGGAGCACUCUCCCUCCGCCCCUCCCCCUGGGAACCCACCUUCCGGCACCCCUUCAGCGCCGCACACGAACCGCUCCCCUCGCCUACCGCCACCACCAUCCAACCGCAACCGCGUCAGCCGUCUCGACCCAAACUAUCCCUCGACACUACCCUUCCCGCUGCUUCCACCACAGCACCCGCAUCCUCCUCCACCUCGUCGCCGCAUCGUCCGUCCCUAGCCCGUCGAUCGAUCGACACCCUCUCCCUGCGCCACAACUCCCUCGACGCACCUCCUGCGAUCGACGUGAAAUCGCUCGCCACCAAAGCAGUGCGCGAAUCCAAAGGUCGAGCCGUAUGGAAGGACCACGUCCACAAAGCUGCCAUGCACAAGUGUCUUCAACAGCAAACCCCUGCUGCGGCCGCUGGGGGGAGGAGGUUCAGCACCGCAACGCUAGGUCCAGGUGGCCCGCUGAUGCGCGUCAAAACCUCCGAAACCGAUCUCCUCUCAGCCGACGCGGUAGCGCAGAGAGCAAGGAGAGGUUCAAGUCCAAGCCUGGCAAGCGGAAGGAGCACACACGUGGUCAGGGAGGCGUCUCCAUUGCACGAUGUCGGAGGAUAA
Molecule: messenger RNA, 1422 nt
Organism: Pseudozyma hubeiensis SY62
Lineage: Eukaryota; Fungi; Basidiomycota; Ustilaginomycetes; Ustilaginales; Ustilaginaceae
Exons: 1
Coding region: 1-1422 (473 amino acids)
Source: RefSeq, a predicted model, not a curated record